CCCUUUUCUACGUGCGACUUUCUUGCUACAAACAACAACAACACUCGCUCAACCACCCCCCAACCCACCCAACCGCCGGACUGCAAACCGCAUACACAACCACCCACCCUCGCUCCUCCUCCCCCCCUCCCACCCCUCCCACUGGAGCCAUGUCCGUCGGAACAACCCCCCUCCCCUCAGGCCGCUCCCUCCGCUUCGGAAAGCUCAUCCACAAACGCCUCCAAGGCAAAUCCCGUCGCUCAGUCGUCAUUGCCACCCCAAAGACAACCGAAGAUAUCACCUUCGUCUACGAGAUGUUACGCGGCAUUUGGAGCAAGGAGUUGGCCUUGAAGACCCUUAACGGGACUGGAGGUGCGAGGAGGGAGGAGGUGGGGAACCCUGCGAAUGAGGAUAUGGCGUUGUUGGGCCAUAUUGCCGCUGCUGCUGUUGCUGACACCCCUGUAAUGAUUCUCGGCACUCUGUCCCCGUCCUUCAUCCACUUCUCAUCGGUACAAAACAUCCUGGACGAGCGCGAAGUAGGCACAGCGUGCAACAUAAAAGUCGUCACACCAGGCCGGGACUACCUGUUCGCGGCAGACGUCUCUACCGACUACGUCGAAUGGAUCUACACCCUGCGAGACGCUUUCGCAUCUACCCCUCGCCACAGCUUCCCCAUCCCAAAGGACGUGGAUGAGGAUGAUCUUCUGGACGAUGAUGAGCCCACCACAGCGAGGCGUGGGUUUACUUUCAGCCGCCCGAGCUUCACACGCAAACGAUCCCAGACCGCCCCAGUGACACCCGCGCCCUCAGCCGACGAACUCGAGGACAAUGAGGACAGACAGCCCGAACACAACGCAAAGGACUCCGAGCUUGACCACGACGACGACGACGACAACACCCCUCUCGGCACCAUGGGCACCGAAUUCGUCGACGCGCCCGAAUUCCCCCCCGCGCCGUCGGAGGACACAAUCGUCCCAACAUCCUCCUCCGACCCCCUUAUCGUCGAAUCCCCCGCGUCCUCCCAGCAGCAGCAGCAGCAGCAGAAACUGCCCCCAACAGCACCCGCGUCACCCAUCCGCACCGGAAGCCUCGCCUCAGUCUCCGGGGACACCCUCGCCCGCCGUCGCGAUGCAGUCCGCCGGGAAGCCGUCCGAUUUUCUGACCGCCCGGACUCGGUCAUCGCCGAAGACGAUAUGCUCGCCUUGGCCGCCAACAUCCCCAUCCCGCCGGAAAAGGACACCCUCGAGUUGACCUCUCCCACCCUCGACACCCAACCGAAACAAGCAGAUGUGCUCAGAACCGAACGCCCCCCGCGCCCCUCAACAACGACCGACCGCCCCGCCACCAUCCGCCGCAAAAUCUCCACCAUCUUCGGGUCCGCAAACCCUUACGACGCUGACGUCUCUUCCCCGGGCACACCCUCAACAACACCCAACUCGCUCUCGCGUAAAUUUUCAGCCUUCUUUGGCAACUCCCACGCGCCGGAAGUAUCCAAUGUCGAGAAUUACACCGAUGAUGCGGGGACGACGACGUACCCUCAGAAAUCAGCGACGUUGGAGAGGGGGAGGAACAACACCAAACGAUCCCUCGGCCGGAAGAUCUCGACGUUCUUUGAUAAGAAAACGGAGACGAUCGAUACCUCCGACGCGCCGUUGGAUUCCGUCACGCCUACCUCUGUCACCAGCCCCACCUCCUCCCCGGGCGUCAAAUCACCCCGCUCACGGUCCCUCACGCGGCCGAACACCCUCCCGCCCCCGGUCCCGCUCUCGCACACGCACAUCACGGUCCAGGAGCUCGAGUUUGACGAGGCUGUUUACGUUGGUGCCGUCGGUGAGGAUGCCGGCGACGGCGAGUUUGGGGAGUAUGUUCCGGAGGGUUGUUGA
Molecule: messenger RNA, 1862 nt
Organism: Fimicolochytrium jonesii
Lineage: Eukaryota; Fungi; Chytridiomycota; Chytridiomycetes; Spizellomycetales; Powellomycetaceae
Exons: 3
Coding region: 150-1862 (570 amino acids)
Source: RefSeq, a predicted model, not a curated record